Molecule: messenger RNA, 945 nt
Organism: Chanos chanos (milkfish)
Lineage: Eukaryota; Metazoa; Chordata; Actinopteri; Gonorynchiformes; Chanidae
Gene: fam131ab
Product: family with sequence similarity 131 member Ab
Exons: 4
Coding region: 19-945 (308 amino acids)
Source: RefSeq, a predicted model, not a curated record
GUUGAGGACACUGCCGAGAUGUUACCCAAAUCAAGACGAGCUCUCACCAUCCAGGAGAUCGCCGCACUCGCUAGAUCUUCUCUACAUGGCAUCUCUCAGGUCGUGAAAGACCAUGUGACCAAGCCCACGGCGAUGGCUCAGGGGCGUGUCGCUCACCUCAUAGAGUGGAAGGGAUGGUGCAAACCCACCGACGCUCCCAACGCCCUCGAAUCCGACUUCAACUCUUACUCCGACCUCAGCGAGGGAGAACAGGAGGCGCGAUUCGCUGCAGGUGUGGCAGAGCAGUUUGCGAUCGCUGAGGCUAAACUCCGUGCCUGGUCUUCGGUCGAUGCUGAGGAGUCGAAUGACGAUUCUUAUGAUGAAGAUUUUCUUCCAGCUAAUGAGCCUACAACGCAGAGUACAGAUCUGUCCUCAUAUCCUCAUUACCUGCGGGAUCUCUUGCACACACACGUGUGUCAGUCUCACCUGCGUGGGAGAGGUGUGUGCGAGGCUGAGAGCGGUGUGGCAGUCGACCUCUCACCCCCGGUCGGGUCGCCCGGGUCACCUUCCGAGACCCUCUGCUCCAGCAUGUGCAGCCUCGACGACAGGCACCCGUUGCUACGCGACCUCGGACGCCACGGAGACGGCCCCGUCGCUGCUGACCUCGCCGCCAAGAUUCUGGGAGCUCUCCAAGGUGGGGAGGAGCUGCUGUUGGCCCGCCUCCAGAGGGCGGGGCAUAGGCUUGGCCACUCGCCUUGUUGCUUGGCAACGUAUUCAGAGACCUUUCUGUCGCCGGGGGAGGAGGAUGAGGACUCGCCUUAUAAGGACUGCAGGGGCGGAGUCUGCUGCCCCCCAGAAUAUUCCACUCGGAGAAAGGUCUCAGACGUCGCCUCAUCAGGGGUCGUGUCGCUUGACGAGGAGGACGAGGAAGAUGAAGACGACAGAGAGGAGGAGAGGGAGCACUGA